This is a messenger RNA of Lotus japonicus, 1809 nucleotides long. Its product is annotated as cytochrome P450 94A2-like. The coding region runs from base 82 to 1620 and encodes 512 amino acids. NCBI's taxonomy places the organism in Eukaryota, Viridiplantae, Streptophyta, Magnoliopsida, Fabales, Fabaceae. Gene Ontology annotation, molecular function: monooxygenase activity; heme binding; iron ion binding. The transcript has a single exon. The record is from RefSeq and is a predicted model, not a curated record.
GUUAAGAGGAGUAACCACGAGAAUAGAUAAACAAACCAAGCAGCUACCUACGUCUCUAGUCUCUACUCCAAGUCCAGCUCAAUGGAGCUUGAAACCUUAGCUCCAUUGCUUCUUCUCUUCACUACUGUCAUUUGGUUCUUAGCCACCACAACAUUAUUAAAAUCCUCAAAUCCCAAAACCACACCACAAUCUUCCACUUCCACUACCACCGCCAUUCCCAAACCUUACCCCAUCAUCGGCUCCGUCUUUCAAAUCACUGCCAAUAGUCACCGCCGCAUUCACUGGGUCGCCGACAUCCUCCGCACCUCCUCCACCUUCGUCCUCCACCGUGCCUUCGGCUCCCGCCAGGUUUUCACAGCAAACCCCGCCGUAGUCCAGCACAUUCUCAAGACCAACUUCCCCUGCUACCGCAAAGGCCCCACUCUCCGCCGCGCCAUCGGGGAUUUCCUCGGCGACGGCAUCUUCAACGCUGACGGCGACAACUGGAAGUUCCAGCGCCAAAUCUCUAGCCACGAGUUCAACACCCGCUCCCUCCGCCGAUUCGUUGAAACCGUCGUCGACGGCGAACUCUCCGACCGCCUUAUCCCUAUCCUCUCCCAAGCGGAACUCAACAAAACCACCCUCCCUGACUUCCAAGACAUCCUCCAACGCUUCACGUUUGACAAUAUCUGCAGAAUCGCCUUCGGUUUCGACCCGGAGUAUCUCCUCCCUUCCCUCCCGGAAACCGCGUUUGCCAAAGCCUUCGACGACGGAACUCGAAUCAGCAGCGAGAGGUUCAACGCCGCAGUUCCCUUGCUCUGGAAAUUGAACCACCUCCUCAACGUUGGCUCCGAGAAGCGUCUCAGAGAAGCCAUCGCCGAGGUUCGUGGCCUCGCCGGAAAAAUCGUAAGGGAGAAGAAGCAACACCUUCAAUCAAAACCGGAAUCUGAACCUGAAUCGUUGGAUCUAUUGUCACGAUUUCUGAGGAGUGGCCAUUCCGAUGAGCAAUUUGUGACGGACAUUGUGAUAAGCUUCAUCCUCGCCGGGAGAGACACCACCUCCGCCGCACUCACGUGGUUCUUCUGGCUUCUCUGGAAGCAUCCUCACGUGGAGCGUCACGUGCUGGGGGAGGUGACGGGGAAAUCGGAGGCGUUGGUUUUCGAUGAGGUGAAAGACAUGGUGUACACUCACGCGGCGUUGUGCGAGAGCAUGAGGUUGUACCCGCCGGUGCCGGUGGACACGAAGGAGGCGGCGUACGACGACGUUUUACCAGAUGGGACGGUGGUGAAGAAAGGGUGGAGGGUGGCGUAUCAUGUUUACGCGAUGGGGAGAUCCGAGAAAAUAUGGGGCUCCGAUUGGGGUGAGUUUCGACCUGAGAGGUGGUUGAAUCGGGUUGAGGAUGAUGGGAAGUGGGUUUUUGUUGGGGUGGAUCCGUUUAGCUACCCGGUGUUUCAGGCGGGGCCGAGAGUGUGUUUGGGGAAGGAAAUGGCGUUUUUGCAGAUGAAGAGGGUGGUGGCUGGGGUUAUGAGGAGGUUUAAGGUUGUGCCGGCGGUGGCGGAAGGGGUGGAGCCGGAGUACACGGCGCACCUUACGUCGUUGGUGAAAGGUGGCUUGCCCGUUAGGAUUGAGGAGCGCAGGUGAAUGAAUGGAUGUAAUUAUGUUCGUUAUUCGGCCACAUAAAAAUGUUGGUUGCAUUUGCAUGAUUUCUAGGGUACAUACUUGGGUACCCAUAAAAUCAAAUGAGUGUAGGCUACAGGAGUGAAGUGUAUCAGUAAUCUUUGUCCACUUAAUAUGACGUGAAUAAGUAAGAGCUGACUGGAUUCUUUUUUA